Molecule: messenger RNA, 198 nt
Organism: Echinococcus granulosus
Lineage: Eukaryota; Metazoa; Platyhelminthes; Cestoda; Cyclophyllidea; Taeniidae
Exons: 1
Coding region: 1-198 (65 amino acids)
Source: RefSeq, a predicted model, not a curated record
AUGCCUUCAAUGUCGAAUGAUUCAACUACUCUUCCGCCUAUCUACUUGCUGCAAUCAGGAAAAGAAUCGCAAACAGCCCCAAGCUUUAACUACCUUCUUGACCUCAUCUACAUUCGUCGUUGUCCUAUUCCUCACUACGCCGAGCUUGACCAUCUUAACCUCCUAGACAUCUCCUGUGCCAAGGUGGUCACUGUGUGA